Messenger RNA from Durio zibethinus, 733 nucleotides. Its product is annotated as organelle RRM domain-containing protein 2, mitochondrial-like. Gene Ontology annotation, molecular function: RNA binding. NCBI's taxonomy places the organism in Eukaryota, Viridiplantae, Streptophyta, Magnoliopsida, Malvales, Malvaceae. Gene Ontology annotation, biological process: mitochondrial mRNA modification. Gene Ontology annotation, cellular component: mitochondrion. The record is from RefSeq and is a predicted model, not a curated record.
CGAUUUUGCCCUUUUUGCGUACCAAAAAAAGGUUUUAGCCCAAAUCCUUCCACCCUGAUUUCCACAAAAAAUGGCGUUGAGAGCGGCGGCGACGACGGCGAUGGCUGCUCAGGCUGCUCCAUGGGGGAUGAUGCGGCUGUUCUCGACAACUUCACCUAAUUCCUUUACGCCGCCGCCAAUUGUGGCGAUGGGGAACGGUGAGGGAACCCCUGGUCGAGAGCAAGCUCCUCCAAGUACCAACCUCUUUGUCUCCGGUCUUAGCAAACGCACUCCGGUAGAGAAACUUCGGGAAGCCUUUUCUCAGUUUGGACGGGUAGUUGAUGCCAGAGUGGUGACUGAUAGAGUAUCGGGAUAUUCUAAGGGAUUUGGUUUUGUAAGGUAUGCCACCAUAGAGGAGGCUGAGAAAGGAAGAGUGGGAAUGGAUGGCAAGUUUCUCGAUGGUUGGGUUAUAUUUGCAGAGUAUGCAAGACCUCGGCCAGCACGUACUCCACCACAGAACAACAUGACUAAUUCAAAUGGCGGCCAAUGACUCGAAUAGUUCUGCAACAUGCUGUCUCAUUUUCUGAUCUUGAUCAGAGACGGAUUUACAAUGGAGGCUGCCUAUCAUUUCUUGUAUUAUGUAUGAAGUUUUUUAAUAUUAGACUUGAACUUACGUGCUAUGAUGUGAUGAGCUGAGGUCUAUUAUUAUUCAAGAACUUCAGGAAAAAUAAGACUGAAAAUUGAAUCCGUUGAA